Molecule: messenger RNA, 3922 nt
Organism: Gracilinanus agilis (Agile Gracile Mouse Opossum)
Lineage: Eukaryota; Metazoa; Chordata; Mammalia; Didelphimorphia; Didelphidae
Gene: DDR2
Product: discoidin domain receptor tyrosine kinase 2
Exons: 20
Coding region: 1-3129 (1042 amino acids)
Biological process (GO): protein phosphorylation; positive regulation of kinase activity; cell surface receptor protein tyrosine kinase signaling pathway
Cellular component (GO): signaling receptor complex; membrane
Molecular function (GO): collagen binding; ATP binding; protein tyrosine kinase collagen receptor activity
Source: RefSeq, a predicted model, not a curated record
AUGGCUCUCUUAUGUCGGGUGUGCAACAUCUUUGACGUCAAGCUCAUGCAGAUAUUAGGCACAGCGUUCACCAAAGGGCUGGCUGACGAGGUCUGUGUCACAAGUCUCCAGCUCUGUGCCUGUCCAGCCAUCUCCCAGAGUUCAGAGAGGGGCCAUACCAGAGGUGUGGUGAGUGUGGACAUCAGUGUAUGGCAAGUGAGAAAUGAUCCCGGCCCCUGGAUGUUGUGGUUGUGUUUGUUGUCAGCCUUCGUGGAUUCCUGCCAGAACCCAAAAGGAGCAGAGUCUCUUUUCUGUGGAGACCUUUGGCUGGACUCCUUUGGCGAUCCCAGAGAAAUGCCAGAGGCUGGCUGGACCCACUUGUUCCCAGCUUUUGCCACAACCCUGACACAGAUUGAGCGAUCCCAGGGUUUCUCUCACAGUGCAUCAGGUGAAUUGUCUUCCACCUGCUCAUCCCCCAUAGCCUUGCUCUCACUCUAUGACAAACACGGGGUGCUAGUUCGAGAGUGGCUGGGCUUCUCCAGGAGUAAAACUCCAGCGCUGACACUACCUGCUGAGAUGACCCCCUUUUCCAAAUUGCCCUUGGUGCUGCUGCUGCUGCCUCCCAUCUUGAGUGUUACCAAAGCUCAGGUUAAUCCAGCUGUUUGCCGCUAUCCUUUGGGCACAUCAGGAGGCCACAUUCCAGAUGAAGACAUCACAGCUUCCAGUCAGUGGUCAGAAUCCACAGCUGCCAAAUAUGGAAGGCUGGACUCUGAAGAAGGGGAUGGAGCUUGGUGCCCAGAGAUACCAGUAGAACCUGACGAUCUGAAGGAGUUUCUACAGAUUGACCUACGCAAUCUACAUUUUAUUACCCUUGUGGGAACCCAGGGACGCCAUGCAGGGGGCCAUGGCAAUGAGUUUGCUCCUAUGUACAAGAUUAAUUAUAGCAGAGAUGGCACCCGCUGGAUCUCUUGGAGGAACAGGCACGGAAAACAGGUGCUGGAUGGAAAUAGCAACCCCUACGACAUUGUCCUAAAGGACCUGGAACCACCCAUUGUAGCCCGAUUCGUCCGCUUCAUCCCAGUCACUGACCACUCCAUGAAUGUCUGCAUGAGGGUGGAGCUCUACGGUUGUGUCUGGCUAGAUGGCUUGGUGUCUUACAAUGCUCCAGCUGGACAGCAAUUUUUACUCCCUGGAGGUUCCAUCAUUUACCUGAAUGAUUCUGUCUAUGAUGGAGCUGUUGGGUACAGCAUGACAGAAGGUCUGGGACAACUGACAGAUGGGGUCUCUGGCUUGGAUGACUUCACCCAGACCCAUGAGUACCACGUUUGGCCUGGCUAUGAUUAUGUGGGCUGGAGGAAUGAAAGCGCCACUAAUGGUUACAUCGAGAUUAUGUUUGAAUUUGACCGGAUUAGGAAUUUCACCACCAUGAAGGUUCACUGCAACAACAUGUUUGCUAAGGGGGUGAAGAUCUUUAAAGAGGUUCAUUGCUACUUCCGUUCGGAGUCCAAUGAAUGGGAGCCCAAUGCUGUCUCCUUCCUAUCAGUCCUGGAUGAUGUCAACCCCAGCGCUCGCUUUGUCACAGUGCCCCUUCUUCACCGAAUGGCCAGUGCCAUCAAGUGCCAGUUCCAUUUUGCUGAUACCUGGAUGAUGUUCAGUGAGAUCACCUUUCAGUCAGAUGCUGCAAUGUACAACAACUCUGGAGCUCUUCCCACCUCCUCAGUGGCACCUACCACUUAUGACCCAAUGCUCAAAGUGGAUGACAGCAACACUCGUAUCUUGAUUGGCUGCCUAGUGGCCAUCAUCUUCAUUCUUGUGGCCAUCAUUGUCAUCAUCCUCUGGAGACAGUUCUGGCAAAAAAUGCUAGAGAAGGCUUCCCGGAGGAUGCUAGAUGAUGAAAUGACUGUCAGCCUUUCCCUGCCUAGUGAAUCCAGCAUGUUCAACAAUAAUCAUUCUUCAUCACCCAGUGAGCAGGAGUCCAACUCCACUUAUGACCGCAUUUUCCCCCUUGGUCCUGACUACCAGGAGCCUUCCCGGCUCAUACGGAAACUCCCUGAAUUUGCUCCAGGAGAUGAGGAGGCAGGCUGCAGUGGUGUAGUGAAGCCAGUCCAGCCAAAUGGUCCCGAGGGUGUUCCCCACUAUGCAGAAGCUGACAUUGUGAACCUGCAAGGUGUAACAGGAGGCAAUACUUACUCAGUACCUGCAGUUACCAUGGAUCUGCUCUCUGGAAAAGAUGUGGCUGUGGAAGAAUUUCCCAGAAAACUCCUCACAUUCAAGGAGAAGCUGGGAGAAGGCCAGUUUGGAGAGGUUCAUCUCUGUGAAGUGGAGGGCAUGGAAAAAUUCAUGGACAAAGAUUUUGCCUUGGAUGUCAACACCAACCAGCCUGCUCUGGUGGCAGUGAAAAUGCUCCGAGCAGAUGCCAACAAGAAUGCCAGGAAUGAUUUUCUCAAGGAGAUAAAGAUCAUGUCCCGCCUAAAGGACCCAAACAUCAUCAGGCUAUUGGCGGUGUGCAUUGCAGAAGACCCCCUUUGUAUGAUCACUGAGUACAUGGAGAAUGGAGACCUCAACCAAUUCCUUUCCCGACAUGAACCCCAGAGCCCUCCCUCCAGUAAUGCACCUACUGUCAGUUAUAUAAACCUGAAGUUCAUGGCCACACAGAUAGCUUCAGGCAUGAAGUAUCUGUCCUCUCUAAAUUUUGUCCACCGAGACCUGGCCACACGAAAUUGCUUAGUGGGAAAGAAUUACACCAUCAAGAUAGCAGACUUUGGGAUGAGCAGGAACCUGUACAGUGGAGACUACUACAGGAUCCAAGGUCGGGCAGUGCUCCCUAUUCGUUGGAUGUCUUGGGAGAGUAUCUUAUUGGGCAAGUUCACCACAGCAAGUGAUGUGUGGGCCUUUGGGGUGACACUGUGGGAGACCUUCACUUUUUGCCAGGAGCAACCAUAUUCCCAGCUGUCAGAUGAGCAAGUCAUCGAGAAUACUGGAGAAUUCUUCCGAGACCAAGGGCGGCAGACAUACCUCCCACAGCCUGCAAUUUGUCCUGAUCCCGUUUAUAAGUUGAUGCUCAGCUGCUGGAGAAGAGACACCAAAAACCGUCCCUCAUUCCAAGAAAUCCACCUUCUACUUCUCCAGCAAGGAAAUGGAGAGGAAUGAUGGUAUCAACCCUGGAGCACCUCUGAUGGUCCCUGGCUCUCCCCUUAAAACCUACCACUUCUCCAAAUCUAAGCCACUUCACCUGGACUUCUAAUGGACCCUGGGAGGCAGAGGCUUCUUUGUUUUUCUCCUUUUUAUUUUUUAACAUUAAAGAACCCCCCCCCAAAAAAAAAGAAAAAAAGAAAGAAAAAAGUCUAGGUCAGAGGAAGUCUAAAAAAAGAAAUCUCAGCUGACAUACCAAAGUUGGAUGACAAAGGCUAGAAAAUUCAAAUAAUUUAUAAUGUUAAAUAUGCUUGUUUAUAAAUGUGCAAAUUCUGUGAUUUUUUUUCCUUCUGUGUUUCCCUUUUUAGGAAGCAUUUAACAAAUCAGAACAGAGAAAGACUUGAAGGAUACACGGGGUAUGCUGUGGGGGUAUGUUUAAGCUAAAGGGUUCAGAGAGGCACCAGAUUAUGGACUGAUCAUGAGUUUUGAGUUUUAAUGUGGUCUUUCUCAUUAACUCAUAAGCUAACCUGGAUCAGUAAUUGAAUAUUUCUUCACAAUAGUGUCAUAUGUAGGAAUGGUUCUGAUAGCAUAUUUGUAAACACACACAUACAUAUACACACAACAAUGAUGACAACGACAAUUACGAACCCAGGUCCUGUGGAGAUAGGAACUCUGCUCCCAUGUCUGACAGUGGAGGGUAGCAGCAUGGUAGAAAGAAUCCAAGAGAAAUAGGAAAGGUAAGAGGAUUUGCUAAAGAUGAAGCAUCCUUUGCAAAGAAAGGAGAUUAGGCAAUUGUAGGAAAAAAGGGGUA